Molecule: messenger RNA, 381 nt
Organism: Chrysochloris asiatica (Cape golden mole)
Lineage: Eukaryota; Metazoa; Chordata; Mammalia; Afrosoricida; Chrysochloridae
Product: keratin-associated protein 2-1-like
Exons: 1
Coding region: 1-381 (126 amino acids)
Cellular component (GO): keratin filament
Source: RefSeq, a predicted model, not a curated record
AUGAGCGGUUCCUGUUGUGGCUCCAACUUCUCCUCCUGUGGGGGAGGCUGCUGUCAGCCCUGCUGCAGCAGAGACCCCUGCUGCUGCCGCCCUGUGUCCUGCCAGACCACCGUGUGCCGCCCCGUGACCUGCGUGCCCCACUGCACACGCCCCAUCUGUGAGCCCUGCCCCAAGCCCAUCUGCUGUGACCCAUGCAGCCUGCAGGAAGGCUGCUGCCGGCCCAUCUCCUGCUGCCCCACGUCCUGCACGGCCGUGGUCUGCAGACCAUGCUGCUGGGCCAGCACCUGCUGCCAGCCCAUCUCUGUGCAGUCCCCCUGCUGCAGACCCCCCUACUGCCAGCCUGCCCCCUGCCGCACCACCUGCGGGCCUUCCUGCUGCUGA